Cetraspora pellucida is the source of this 360-nucleotide messenger RNA. NCBI's taxonomy places the organism in Eukaryota, Fungi, Glomeromycota, Glomeromycetes, Diversisporales, Gigasporaceae. The record is from the annotation of a GenBank genome assembly.
AUGCUUGAUGAAGUUGAACAGUUGGAUAUAUCAGAAAUAACAAGAGUGAUCUCUGCUGAAAUUGUAGGAGAAUUCUAUGAUCAAAAAUUUAAAGAAAAACUUCUAUUACUAUUGAUGCCAACUCUUCAAUCUUUGAAUGUCAAUAAAAAAAAUAGUAAAGAAGUUGAAGAAGAACUUUCUAGUAGCCUUCUUGUUAAAACUAGUCUGAAAAUAGUAGAAAUUGAUUUUAAAGUAGAUCCUUCUAGUAGUCUUCUCGUUAGAAUGACAUUGAAAAUAAUGAAGAUUAAUCCUAGUAAAUUGAAUGAAAAAUUAUAUAAUAUCACAUCAGAAAAAGUAACAGAUAUAGGUGAAAAAAUGUGA